This is a messenger RNA of Malurus melanocephalus (red-backed fairy wren), 2665 nucleotides long. RefSeq names its product ADP ribosylation factor like GTPase 14 effector protein (gene ARL14EP). NCBI's taxonomy places the organism in Eukaryota, Metazoa, Chordata, Aves, Passeriformes, Maluridae. The record is from RefSeq and is a predicted model, not a curated record. Gene Ontology annotation, cellular component: intracellular membrane-bounded organelle. The transcript has 4 exons. The coding region runs from base 234 to 1013 and encodes 259 amino acids.
CCCCUCCGCCCCUCCGCCCCUCCUCUCUAUGGUCAGGGCCGUUCAUGGCCGCCCGCGGGACAGCGCUGAGGGACAAAGCGCACGGACCGGCACCGGCACCGGCACGGAGGGACACAGCCCACCGACAGGGACCGCGGGGCAGAAAUCGCGGGGAGGGUGAUCUUCACAGAAACUCCUAAAGGCUUAAAAAAAAUCAUUUUAGGCCAAAUUUGUUUUUCUGAUAAAGUGAAAAAAUGGAUCCUUGUACAGUUGGAGUUCAGCUUCAAGCCACCAAUGAAUGCCACAAGACCUAUUACACCCGUCAGACYGGCUUCAAAACCAAGCAAGAUGUGUCUUCAUCUGACCUCCUGCUGCUUCAACUUAGGACAGGAAUAACCCUGUCAGAGAGCAACACCAUCUGCUUACACCAUGCAAAAAUCUACAUUGAUCGAUUCGAGGACUUGCAGAAAUCCUGCUGUGAUCCCUUUAACAUUCACAGAAAACUGUCCAAGAAAAGCUUGCGAGCAAUUGACUUAGAUGAUGCAACUUUUCUGAGUGCCAAGUUUGGAAGGCAGUUUGUACCUGGUUGGAAGCUUUGUCCCAAAUGUAUGCAGAUAAUAAAUGGAAGUGCUGAUGUGGAGCCCGAAGAGCGACGAAGAAGGAUGGAUCCAGAUGGGCGCACAGCUAAGGCCUUAAAGUCUCUCCARUUUGCUAAUCCAGGAAGACAGACUGAAUUCACCCCAGAGACCAGUAAAAGGGAAAAAAGAAGGCUGCAAACAAAAAUCUCAGCAUUUAAUUCAGACAGGCAAGUUAUACCAGCCAAGAGUAAAGUGUACGACAGCCAGGGCCUGCUGCUGUUCAGUGGGAUGGAYCUGUGUGACUGCCUGGAUGAAGAUUGCCUGGGCUGCUUCUACGCCUGCCCCAAGUGCGGCUCCAACAAGUGCGGCACCGAGUGCCGCUGUGACCGCAAGUGGCUCUAYGAGCAGAUCGAGAUCGAGGGAGGGGAGAUCAUUCGAAAUAAGCACGUGGGGUAGUGCACAUGGGUAUUAUUUAACCUGAUUGUGUGUUCCAUGCUUUGAUUAGAGYCAGCACGUUCAUYRUUUAGUGGUUUAAUGGGAUUUGUCRCGAUCCACAUGAUGAAUGUGCUCAUUUUCACAGUAUCAUAAUCGUGCUGCUGUCUUUUCACACUUGAGUCUGCAGUGUACUCAGCCUSCUUAGUCAUCCAGGUGAGAUCUCAGUGAACAGUCUUUAUUUAAGUACAAGRUGCAAAAUUCUAAUGAGAUCUAUCCUGAGCCACUCAUACAUUGUUUUAUAGAAUGUACCAUCUCCAUAUAUCCCUCAUUUCUCCUCUAGUUCAGGAUCUCAUGGAUUUUAAUUCACUGUGGAAGUUCUCAGUGAGUUGACAUGCAGUAUUAAUAAAACUCUAGUAUUAAUAGUGAAUGCUAUAUCUUAUAUGGAGUAUUGAAGGUACACGUGAUAAAUCCAAUCCUGUUCACUUAAAAAGGAUUUAUAAGGAUUUAGGUAUUCAGAUCUCAUCCUAGUUACUGGAAUUUGAGAUCAAUUUAUGAAUUCAAGCCUCACUCUUAAAAUAUUGAAAUUUAACUCUCAAGGCAUUGUGUUAAAGUGCUGUUUAUUACUUUGUUGSUCUCUGUUGAACAAAAUUAAAAUAGUUUUGCUCUGUUUGUUUUAGGUCUGUAAUUGGACUGAACUGGUACUUCAACAGCCCUUUUUCACUUCUUUUUACUGAUUUUAAAGGUGUAUAUGCAGCUGAAAUGAACUUGAGUGUCUGUUUCCAAACCAAGGUUAUUUAGAKUUACCGAAAAAGCCCAGUUGCAUUGAAAGUAUCUUUGGUUGAUACAUUAUCUGUCCUCAGAGUAUUAAACUUUGACAAUAUAACAAGGUUUAUUGUAAAUAUUUUAUAAAUUGAAUGGUAGUAACAUUUUUAUUCCUGUUGUUUUGUAUAAAUUUCUAAUUUCCUUGAUUGACUUGGAAGAUCUGCAUAUUUGUUGGGUCACAUUUUUUCAAUAAUACUGUCAACUUCUUGCAGACUUGGUAAAGUUGUAUAAGCUUGGUAUCUGUGCAGACUUCUUUAUUUUCUGGUAAGUGUCAAGAACAUUGCAUUGCCAAAAUCCACAGUUAUACUUUGAGUUGUGCUGACAUCUGCUGGUCCUACUGGAGUAUAAGCUCUGAGAUGCUACAUUUCUAUUAAAUCUGCUAUAAAAAUAAUGAGACUGGGGUUUUUUUUGGGGUCAGAGCAUUGGCUGUUCUUCCAGUGGAUGUCUCUCAUUGGCCUUGGGUUCCAGCCACAUUUAUCCCAAGAACUGUGAUGUGAAUCGUGUGCUCUGGAUCCAUGUUUGGAUCCGUUCCUCUCUUAAACAACCUUUUGAAUGAGGUGAAAUUAUAAACAGGUAACUUCCAGAGAGUGAGAGGAGAAAAGCUGUCUGAGCAGUACCCAUUGUUAAUAAAUUUAACAGGCUUCCACGUGUGUGAUGAGUGUAACUUACACUUUAAGCCCACAGCCAGGAUUUGGAUUCAGUAACUUAAGUUCCCUAGAGCAUUCCAUUGUUAGAACCCCAUAGUUCUCCACUCCMCUAAGUCUCUGCAAAGUUAAUGUAUUCAGCCUCUCAUUUUACAUAUGCACCAGCAGGUGAUUACUUUCCCAAAUAAAACACUUGUUUCCUAAAAA